Molecule: messenger RNA, 1272 nt
Organism: Geodia barretti
Lineage: Eukaryota; Metazoa; Porifera; Demospongiae; Tetractinellida; Geodiidae
Source: the annotation of a GenBank genome assembly
AUGGGCAAGAAGGGACUUACACGCAGGCAAUUUUCGGGCACGGCCGCGGCUGCGGCCGGCGCCGUUGCCGCGUCGUCGUUCGGCGCCCCCCAUGUCGCGCGGGGUGCCGAGAAGGUAGUCAAGCUCGGCUUUCUGGGGCCGCUCACCGGCGAAGUGGCGGGUUGGGCCCUGCCGGGCCGCAAUGCGUGCCUGAUUUGGGCCGAUCAAGUCAACGCGGCCGGCGGCAUCAAGAUCGGCGACGACAACUACAUGGUCGAGAUCGUAUCUUACGAUGACGAGUACCUGGCGGACAGGGCCCUGAUCGGCGCCAAGAAGCUGGUGCUUGAGGACGACGUCAAGAUGAUCAUGAUGCUGGGCGGAACCGACGCGCCGGCAGCCGUGCAGUUCUUCACCAAGCAGGAGAUGCUGUCGACCACCCUGCUGCCGAGCGAUCUCACCCCCGAUACGCUCUAUCACCUGGCGCCCGCCGAGGUGCAUCCGCUCUACAACGUGACCGGCGUAGAGUGGCUGGCGGAGAACCGACCGGAGCUCAAGACCGCGGCGAUCUGCGCCCAGGACGACGAGCUCGGGUGGCCCUCCGUCGCGACCUAUCUCGCUGCGUUCGAGGCGGCAGGCAUCGACGUCGUCUACAACAAGUACUUCGACAUCGCGACCACCGACUUCGCGCCGGUCGUGACCGCGAUGCUGGCCGAGAAUCCUGACAUCGUGUGCCUCGACACGGCCUAUCCGGACUUCGUCAACCUGCUCUGCGAGCAACUGUUCCUGCAGAACUACGAGGGGCAAAUCAUCUCCUGCACCCUCGAUUUCUACGGGCGGAUAAUCGAGAAAACGAGCAAGAAAUUCCUCGAGGGUCUCGUGUUCCAGUUCCCGGAUUUCGACGACGCGGCGAUGAACGAACCGCAUAUCAACUUCGACAACCCCAACGAGUUCUUCACCAACUACAACGAGCGCUUCCCGGACGCUUGGAGCGCGGUGACGUGGGAGUAUCCCGCAAUCGCCGAGAUGUGGAAGCUGGCGGCGGAGAAGGCCGGCUCCGUCGAGCCGAUGGCCGUGUUCGCGGCGCUGAAGGAAGGCGGGCGCGGCCCCCAUGUCUUCGGCGAUGCCGCCUGGUGGGGCAGCGAGCUUUACGGAAUCGACAACGCACUGGUCGGCAACUGGCCGGUGGUCCAGAUCCAGGACGGCAAGGCCACAAUCGUCGAUUACCGCAAUAUCCUCGACUGGUUUGCCAAGCACGGGGAUCUGUUGAUCAAGCAUACCGAGGAGCAAGGCUAA